AUGGAGGACGGUGCGUCCUUCUCCGGCUCCCUCCGCUGGCUGCUGCUGGCGAUGGCGCUGCUUUCGCUGGGUGUUUUGGAGACUCGAGCCCAACCACCAGAAGCUCUCAACUACCCGAACGUGAUCACGUUCGGCGUGUACUCCGGCACCAUCUGCUACUCCAACACCGUCAACGUGAAAACGGCCAUGCACGUGACCACGCGCUCGUUCACCUUCGUCCCGGCGACCGCACUCCUAUACGUCAUUUGCUACAACAACCUGAAGCAUCAUCCGUUCGAGGCGCAGCUCGUCGGUGGAGGACUCGGUGCCACAACGCAGACCAGCAUCGUGCUGACAUCCUCGUCGGGGAAACUUUACGUCAAUUGUGACGCAUAUUGCAAAUAA
Anopheles nili is the source of this 384-nucleotide messenger RNA. RefSeq lists its product as uncharacterized. The record is from RefSeq and is a predicted model, not a curated record. The transcript has 4 exons. Lineage: Eukaryota; Metazoa; Arthropoda; Insecta; Diptera; Culicidae. The coding region runs from base 1 to 384 and encodes 127 amino acids.